UGUUUUCCACGCGAUCUGUAACAAAACAAAAACAACUCAUCUCACAUUAAAGGGCUGCUCCAGAACCUGCAAGAAUCAUAAGGGGAAAAGUGGUUAUCAUAGCAAAAAUUUGCUGUAUUAAGUGAAACCAAUAGAAUAUCUUUCCAUCUAUAAUGAGCAAAUUGGAAGUAGGCGAAGCGAAAGCUGCAGAUCCACAGGAACCGGUAACCCGGAAAGGAUAUUUAAUUUCAUUAAAAACUGGAGAACGGACAGAAAUCCGUGAGCGAGAUGUUCACGGACGUUGCAGGGCUGUAACAGAAUUCGAGAAGCUUAAUCGAAUUGGCGAGGGUACCUACGGCAUUGUUUAUCGUGCUAGAGAUAAACGGACCAAUCAAAUUGUUGCUCUGAAAAAAGUGCGAAUGGAUCAGGAAAAAGAUGGACUUCCUGUUAGUGGAUUACGGGAAAUUACAAUUCUAAAGAAAUGUAAACAUGAUAAUAUUGUCAAUUUAAUUGAUGUAGUAGUUGGUAAGAGCUUGGAAAGUAUUUUCCUCGUUAUGGAAUAUUGCGAACAAGAUUUGGCAUCUCUUUUAGACAAUAUGUCUCAGCCUUUCUCUGAAUCAGAAGUCAAAUGUAUAGUACUGCAAGUUCUUCAAGGACUUAAAUAUAUACAUUCGCGCUUUAUAAUACAUAGAGAUUUAAAAGUAUCAAACUUGUUAAUGACUGAUAAAGGCUGCGUCAAAAUAGCUGAUUUUGGACUAGCCCGUCUAUUUGGUUUGCCAUCGGGACCAAUGACUCCUCAGGUUGUUACAUUGUGGUACCGAUCUCCAGAAUUACUUUUAGGAUCUCCCACACAAACAACAGCUGUUGAUAUGUGGGCAGUUGGUUGUAUUUUUGGAGAACUUUUAUCUCACAAACCACUUCUGCCGGGUAACACAGAAAUCGCACAGCUAGAGCUAAUAAUUGACUUAUUAGGCACACCAUCAGAAACAAUAUGGCCAGAUUAUACGAAAAUGCCUGCCAUUCAAAAUUUCACGCUCAAAAAGCAGCCAUACAACAAUUUGAAGCCUAAAUUCCCUUAUUUAUCCGCUGCAGGCUUGCGAUUGCUGAAUUUCUUAUUUAUGUAUGAUCCCAAGAAAAGGGCCACAGCAGAGGAAAGCCUUCACAGUAGUUAUUUUAAGGAACCACCAUUACCUUGCGAUCCAAAAUUGAUGCCGACCUUUCCACAACAUCGCAACCUACAACACAACUCUACAAAGCCUACUGUAAGCACCACCCAUCAGCUUGGGCUAUCAGUUCCUGAAUUACCGGCGGUUUCAGAUUUGCUCGGAAGUCUUUUAAAAAAAAGCCGCAUGGAAUAAACUACUUAUGAUUUUUUUUAUACAAUAAAAUAAAUAUGUGCAGUAGUGUGCCACAAGAUACUAAUAUAUUUAAAUUACAAA
Messenger RNA from Musca domestica (house fly), 1418 nucleotides. Its product is annotated as cyclin-dependent kinase 10. Gene Ontology annotation, biological process: protein phosphorylation; regulation of mitotic cell cycle. The record is from RefSeq and is a predicted model, not a curated record. The transcript has 7 exons. NCBI's taxonomy places the organism in Eukaryota, Metazoa, Arthropoda, Insecta, Diptera, Muscidae. Gene Ontology annotation, molecular function: ATP binding; cyclin-dependent protein serine/threonine kinase activity. The coding region runs from base 153 to 1337 and encodes 394 amino acids. Gene Ontology annotation, cellular component: nucleus.